CCAAAAAAGAAAGGUUCUGCUUGAUUUUCGGACUACAAACUUCACGAUUUUCGGGUCGAUUUAAAUAAUGGCACAAGUUGCAAUUGUUGGAGGUGGAGCAACAGGUCUUGCUACAGCCUUUUAUCUGUCUAGAUACGCGCAUUAUGGACGACAUAUUGUGAAAAAGAUAAUUCUGUUGGAAGGGGCAGAAGAUGUCGGUGGCUGGAUACAGACAACAAGAAUGCCAGACGGCGCUGUAUUCGAACAUGGUCCGCGAAGUUUACGCAGUGUCGGCAAGAGUGGCAUUAACACAUUAGAACUUGCUGAAGCCCUUGGUUUAGAGGAUGAGAUCCUGGCAGUGCGGCGAGGACAUCCAGUCAUGAAGUACCGUUUUAUUUACAUGAAUGGAAAGAGGCAUGCAGUGCCAAGCAAUUUGAUGUCCGCUAUUUUGCCCGGGCCCCCUUUCAACCAGUCACUGGUGUGGACUCUCAUAAAGGAAGUGCUCAAAGCGGGGGAAAAGGGAUUGAAGGAUGACACUAUACACAACUUUGUUUCAAGGAGACUUGGGACCAAUCUGGCCGACUACGCCGCUGAUCCCGUGGUCCGAGGAAUCUUUGCCGGCGACAUCCGUGAGCUCAGUAUAAAAGCGGUUGCACCAGAACUAUUUGAGUUUGAACAGAAACAUGGUUCUAUCAUUGUUGGUGGAUUAAGGCGCAAGAAAGAAAAGCUUGAGCUCUCCAGUGAUCUUGUCAAGAAGGCCAUGGGAGAGAAAUGGGGCAUUUGGUCGCUGAAGAAGGGUCUGAAACAGCUGGCAGAGGCGAUGGAGAAGGACUUGAGGAAGAGAAAUGACGUUGAGAUCGUGACGGGGACAAAGUGUCAGGGAUUGACCUUCAGUGAGGGAAAAGUCAAGGUUAAGACGGAGAAAAAGGAAUACACUGUGGAUCAUGUCUUUUCGACGAUAUUUGCUCCAAACACUGCUCAACUUCUACCAAUAGAACAUGUCGAUCUCAAGAAGAAACUUUCGAAGAUACAAGCAGGCACGGUAGCCGUUGUCAAUGUGGAAUAUAACGGAGUUCCAAUGCCUGACCCGGGUUUUGGCCAUCUCAUUCCAUCCAAAGAACCGGAGAAGAAUCUUGGUGUUGUUUAUGAUUCAAUGGGCUUUCCUGGUCACGAUCGCAAGGAUAAGAAGUCGCAGAGAUUUACUGUUAUGUUAGGAGGAGCUUGGUUCAACAAACUUUUCGGUCCUCCAGAGUACGCAAAGAAUGCGGAGAUUGAAGACGCUGCAUUGACGAGUUUAAGGAACCAGUUGGGCAUCAUGGAGGAUCCAGAGAGGACCAUCUUAAACGUACAAAAGAACUGCAUUCCCCAGUACAAGCUCGGCCACACGAAGCUCUGUGACGAUAUCUGGUCGUACACAAAGGAGAACAAACUACCUUUAAGUCUACUAGGUUGUUCUUACAAAGGUGUCAGCGUCAAUGACUGUAUCUAUAAUGCGCGUCUCGAGGUGGCGAGAGUCUUUCCCGAUCUGUUUCGACCGACGUGAGGAACAGAGAACCUGAUGGGGUAGACUGGUUCUUGUUCCAUUGCUGGUGCUUAGUGGCUGUGAGCCUCUGAUCUACAGGGAGUUGCGUACAAUCAGUCAAGGCUGGCCAAUUGUAAAAGUGCUAGUGUCAGGACAAGGAACUAGUCUAGUAGUGAUGAAGUAUACUCUGGUGCUGUUUGUAUGCCAUGCAUUUGUCAAUUAUAUGCUGUGCAUUUUUCAUGAUGACUUUCCAUUUGUUUAGUCAUUGCUCAAGGGCUUUGAACUGCUAUAUAUUUUUAGAGCUUUAGGCCUAAACGCGUUUUUUUCUGUUAAUCUGUUCUUAUUAUUUCGAGCACUACUAAUGCCACAAGUACCACGGCGCGAGAUAAAACGAGAUUGCAAGAAACGUCCUCGUCCCUAAGAUCCGUAAGCCAGGCAAAAAGAACCUGGGUGCCGUUUGUCUAGUGUAAUAGCACCCAGGGUGCUUAUUGUCCAGUCGAUCUCGAACCUGGGUACCAUUUGUCGGCACCCAGGACGACAUCCACCCUUUCAGCCUUAGUUAUAAUGGCCGGAAAUAAGUAGAACUUGCUUUUGUACUGUACCAUCAACGACUCUCAGAUGAUCCACCAUUUUGCUGUGACAAUCUGAAGUUAGUCUUUCCCAUAUUUUCGGCUGAAUUUCAUAAUUUCCUUGCCGACAGUGGAUCUGAUGGGAAUCACUGUAAAUUCACAUAUGAUCUGUUUUGUAUAAAAUGGUCAUGACAAAAUAAUAUAUAUAUAUUGUAACUUGUUUAUUGGUGAAGGAAAAUGUCUAUUUUGAUGAGAAUUUUUUGCUUUGAUAUAAAAAUUGCUGCUUCUAGACAAUAAAUG
Messenger RNA from Lineus longissimus, 2370 nucleotides. RefSeq names its product protoporphyrinogen oxidase-like. The record is from RefSeq and is a predicted model, not a curated record. The coding region runs from base 68 to 1522 and encodes 484 amino acids. NCBI's taxonomy places the organism in Eukaryota, Metazoa, Nemertea, Pilidiophora, Heteronemertea, Lineidae. Gene Ontology annotation, molecular function: protoporphyrinogen oxidase activity, oxygen as acceptor. The transcript is spliced from 10 exons. Gene Ontology annotation, biological process: porphyrin-containing compound biosynthetic process.